Messenger RNA from Bactrocera latifrons, 2706 nucleotides. Its product is annotated as protein toll-like. Gene Ontology annotation, cellular component: membrane. The record is from RefSeq and is a predicted model, not a curated record. The coding region runs from base 1 to 2706 and encodes 901 amino acids. Gene Ontology annotation, biological process: toll-like receptor signaling pathway; innate immune response. Lineage: Eukaryota; Metazoa; Arthropoda; Insecta; Diptera; Tephritidae. Gene Ontology annotation, molecular function: transmembrane signaling receptor activity; protein binding. The transcript has a single exon.
AUGUUGAAUGAUGAAAAGAAAAUGUGGCAUAAUUGUAUACGUCUCAUAACACUAUACGCAUUGGCAACGCCGUCAGGCUUGGCCGGUGCCAAACUCGAAUUGCCAACGCAGCCGCAAAUCUGCAAUAGUGAAAUGUGUGAAUGCACUAGUGCUAAUUUCGAAUGCCGCUUAAAAGGAAGAUUCAGCUUAGUCAAUGUAGAAUCCAGAGUGCGCGUAUGGAACGCCCAAACAGAUGUGCUCACUGCGUACGAUUUAAAUAUAACUUGCAUAUAUGAACCUGAGGAUUUAAAUGUGGUGCUAAAUAUGAUGCCACCAAUAAUAUUUGAAGAGCCAUUGCAAUACUAUUUGAAAAACUGCUUGGAAUACCCCGCUAUACUGCAGCAGUCGCAUGUAACAUACGAAGGUAUUGUGGAAUUCGAUCAAUAUUUGGAAACGCCGCCGAGAUUUUUCAAUCAAACGCCAGUUUUGCAAGCGCUGACUUUGCCAGUGCAUUUCAAUUAUGUCAAGAACCCGUUGCCGCCGCAAUUGUUGCAUAAUUUAACGAAUUUACAACAUUUGGUUUUGCAGCUUUACACUCCGUAUCCGGAAGUACGCUAUCCCGUCGAACUUUUGCACACACUGUACAAAUUGGAAACACUUUCCAUAGAGCUCAUAGCGCUGCAAACAAACGUACGCGACACUCAAAGCGCGCAUUUUCGCGAUCUGCGCGCACUAAAGCAAUUGAAUUUAGAAGCAAAUCAUAUGACGGCACUACCUGCCAAACUCUUCAGCACACUACCAGAGUUGAGAAGGUUGAGCUUACGACUGAAUGACUUAGAGGAGCUGCCGCCGGAUUUGUUACGUAUGCAGCGUAAACUGCUCGUACUAGAUAUAUCGGAGAAUCACUUAAGCGCAUUACCCAAAGGCUUAUUUGACAAUACGCCGCUGCUCUGGGAGCUCUUACUCGCGCACAAUAGAUUCAGUGUGCCAACAAGUAUUAUUGAAAAUGUGCAUGCGCUUAACUUUUUGCGCAAAAUCAAUUUGGGCUACAAUGGCUUACAGACGGUUUGGGGUACAGGUAUCUACAGCAAUCACACGCUUUUCACACGCGCCAAUAUUACAGAUGCGCAAUCGCUGACCAACUUUGAGCGCAUGGUUAAGUACAUCGCGGUCUUGCGUGAACUUGAGCCGCUUAACUAUACGGAGGUGGUGCUGAGAGCUAACCAACUCACAUACUUUUCGUUGGACUGGAUUGCGGCGGCAGGCAUCAGCUGCCCUUACUAUAUUGAUCUCGCAAUAAAUAACAUAAGCCACGUACAUGCGCUCCUGUCACCGACAAAAGCAACCUGUCGGCAAGAAGUGCACUUGUUGUAUAAUCCGCUUGUGUGCGAUUGUGAAUUAGCUUGGAUCUACAAUACGAAUAUGCUUGUAAUUGGCGUUCAGUGGCAGUGCGCAACGCCGGAGCGCUUAUAUGGUAGCGAUUUGCGUAAUUUGCAUAGAGACGCGCUUUGUGACUGGUCACCCGCCUGGUGUCCAUUGAAAUGCCGUUGUACGCGGCAAUUGAAUGCGCUGCUAAUCGAUUGCAGCGCGGCAGCGCUACAAGCACUUAGUCAGCUACCGCGGCCCGAACAGUUGUCGCUGGUGGAGACUACGCUCAACCUCACGCGCAAUCAAUUUCGGGAGUUGCCAUCGAACGCCACUUUCGGCUAUGCGAAUGUGACGCGCCUGUAUGCGGCGCACAACCGCCUAAAUACCCUGCUACCGACACAUUUGCCACAUACGCUGCGCGUCUUAGACCUGCGCACGAAUCAGCUGCAGCGCUUGGGUGAGAACUUUCUGCGCGCUUAUCUAAACGACAGCGCUACGCUUACAGCGCUUUAUCUCUCCGACAAUCCGUGGCUGUGCGAUUGUGCCACAGAGCUCUUCCUAUACACGCUGCGCGUACAUCAUAGUCGCAUACCUGAUAUCGAAGAAUUGUUUUGCGCCAAUCUUCCGAAUAUAACGCUCGCGAAUGUAACUUUCACGGAUAUUUGUGUAACACCUACUAACAGUUGGGCUUUAAUCACACAGCUCAUUGCUGCUUUUCUAACAAUACUCACACUCUUGACUUGCAUUGCACUGUACUACAAGUAUGAGUUGGAGCUAAAAGUUUGGUUGCAUGCGCAUAAUGUGAACAUUGCCUGUUGCAGCAUUGACGAAAUGGACUGUAACAAAACUUUCGAUGCCUUCAUCUCAUAUGCGCACGAGCAGUCGGACUAUGUAAACCAGGUGCUCGUACCUGGGCUCGAGAAAACGGCACCUUACUUUCGCAUAUGCACACACGAACGCAACUGGCUUGCCGGCGCUUACAUACCAGAGCAAAUUGUCGAGUCGGUUGCGCAAUCGCGUCGCACCAUCAUUGUGCUAUCGCAGGAUUUUGUUGCAUCGCUUUGGGCGCGCAUGGAAUUUAAGACGGCGCAUCAGUUUGCUGUAAACGAACGGCGUGCACGCAUCAUUAUUAUUAAGUACGGUGAGGUGGGCGAUAUGGCGGGGCUUGACAGCGAAUUGCAGGCUUAUUUGCGUAUGAACACCUAUCUGGAGUCGGAGGAUCCGCGCUUCUGGCAGAAACUGCGGUACGCCAUGCCGCACCUUAGGGGCGAAGGCAGGAAAGCCGGUAUGCUCGAGGUGGGCGAAAGAGUUUACGUGCGUGGACAAGUGGAGUUGAAUCAAAUGGCGAUUAGCAAAUAA